UUGUAGUCUUCCUAAAAUGGCAUCCCUUAAGGAUAAGGUCGCACUGAUCACAGGGGCUAGUUCAGGUAUCGGUCAAGGUACAGCCAUCCACAUGGCAAGCCUGGGCUGUAAGCUGACCAUAAGUGGACGAAAGAUGGACAACUUGCAGAAAACAGCUCAGAUGUGUGAAGAACAGGGUUUGGCUAAGGAGAAGAUCCAGAUAGUCGGAGGAGGUGUUACUGAUAAUGCAACAAUGAGAGAGCUGGUGGAGAAAACAAUUGAUUAUUUUGGACAGCUGGACGUACUGGUGAACUGUGCAGGUAUUGUGAUCUACGACACCUGUGAGAGUAUCAAGAUGGAAGACUACGACAACCUAAUGAAUAUCAACUGCAGAUCGGUAGUAUAUCUGAGUAAUUUAGCGAUACCCAAUCUUAUUAAAACUAAAGGGUGUAUUGUGAAUGUAUCCAGCGUAGGCGGAUUGAGAUCAUUUCCUCAGGUCACGUCUUACUGUAUGUCCAAGGCUGCACUAGACCAAUACACCAGGUGUGCUGCCCUGGAGCUUGCACCUAAACAAGUGCGAGUAAAUGCUGUAAAUCCUGGUCUCAUUGUGACAGAGAUUCACAGAAGCGCAGGAAUGAGCGAAGAACAGUUUUCACAGUUGCUUCAUGAUACCAAAUCCAGCCAUGCCUUAGGACGACCUGGGACAGUGGAUGAAGUGGCCAAAUGCAUAAGUUUUCUGGCAUCUGAUGAUUCCUCGUUUAUAACUGGUGCUACUUUAUCUGUGGAUGGUGGUAAAAAUGUCAUGUGCCCAAGAUAGCAAGUCAUCUCGACUAGAACGUGUCAGUAUGUGGAUUCCUCAGCUGCAUAAGUAACUAUUAAACUUGUUUCCAUGUAAAUGAUAAUAAACAACAUGUGUUGUGAGCCUUGAUUAUUUAUUUGCUAUUAAAUUGUUUACCACAGUACAGUGAUCCAAACGUGUCAUCAGUUCAAAUCAGC
Lingula anatina is the source of this 975-nucleotide messenger RNA. RefSeq lists its product as uncharacterized. Gene Ontology annotation, molecular function: oxidoreductase activity. The record is from RefSeq and is a predicted model, not a curated record. NCBI's taxonomy places the organism in Eukaryota, Metazoa, Brachiopoda, Lingulata, Lingulida, Lingulidae.